GGGGUCGUGCCGGCCGCCGGCACAGCGGCCGCUCGUGAUGCCGCUGGAGAGGAGGUCGGCGAGGACUUUGGCUUCCCGCUCCCGCCCUAUCCGGUGCAGCUUGCCUUCAUGGGGCAGGUCUACCGCUCCCUGGAGAGCGGCGGCGUGGGCAUAUUGGAGAGCCCCACGGGCACCGGCAAGACGCUGUCCUUGCUCUGCCCCGCGCUGGCCUGGAUGCGCCGGCGCGAGCGCGACCUCCUGGCAGAUGCGCUGGUGCCUGACGACGACGAGGGCACGGUCGAGGACUGGGCUCGCGCGCACCGCCGCGCCUCGGCGGCAACGGUGGCUGCGGCCCACUGGAGGCGGCGCGGCAUGCGGCGCGAAGAGCGGCGCCUUCGGACGCAGCGCUCGGCGGCGCUGGUGGACACCGGCCACCGCGACAAGGCGAGGCGGAUCACACCCUCGCCGCACCAGAUGCCGCCACCCCUGAGCGGCGGAGGCGAUGAGUUCUCCCUGGAGCGCCCACCGCGGCUGACGAUGCCAGAGGACCUGGACCUGCCCGACCCAGAAGGGCGGGUGAUGGAUGCGGCAUUCGACUACAAGUUGCAGAUUAUAUUCUGCAGCCGCACGCACACCCAAUUGGCUCAGGUGCUGAAGGAGAUCUCGCGCAUCCAGAAGGUUGCCCUUCCAGAGAACCUGUCCGUGGUCACUCUGGGGUCGAGAACAAACUUGUGCGUGAACGAGACUGUGCGGACCAAGGCACGGGGCAACCCGGCGCAUCUCCGAGACUUGUGCAGGGUCGCGACCGACAAGGGGGAGAAGGUGCAGGGAGGUUGCGGCUUGAAGAAGCGGGCGGAGUCCAUGGCGGACGCUUGUCUGACAGAUCUGCUGGACAUCGAAGCCAUGACGCAGCGGGGCCGUCUGGCCGUCGGCGGUGGUUGCCCGUACUAUGGCUCCCGCCAGGCCGUGCGCGAGGCAGAUGUCCUCCUGGUGCCCCACGCGUCGAUCGUGAACGCCCAAACACGGCGUAAGUUGGGCAUCCGAGUGGAGGGGAACGUGCUCAUCGUCGAUGAAGCACACAAUUUGUUAGAGGGGAUUCCGAAGGCCCGCGCCGCGACGGAUGACCUCGAGGCCUACGCAUCGAAGUACGAGGCUCGGCUGGCGGCCGAAAACGCCAUGAGGCUGCGGCAACUGCGGCAGCUAUGUCUACGACUUCACCGGCACCUGGGGGCGCUGAAGACGUCGAGUGCGUAUACAGUGGGAGGGUUCCUUCUCGAGGUGGGCGCCGACAACUUCGAUCUGCCAGACCUGAACCGUUUUCUCGAGAACACAGAACUUGCCCGAAAAGUCCGCGGGUAUGGUGAGGCGAUACGCGUGGGCGGGGCGCAGCGACCAGGGGCUGCCAGCUCCAUCUAUGGCGUAGCGGAGUUGUUGGCAGCGUUGUUGGGCUCCACCUCCAACGACCGCAUUCUCUGCCAGAUGCCCGAAGCGGAGGGCGAGACCGCCUGCAUCCGCUACCUGAGCUUGGACACGGAGGCGCGCUUCCGCGAGCUCGUGGCCUCCGCGCGAGCAGUCGUUUUCGCAGGCGGCACGUUGGAACCCCGAGCGGAGUUUGCGCCCCUGUGUGCCGGCCUCGGGGCAGUCGACAAGAGUGAGAGGUUCGUGAGCAAUUUCUCGGGGAAGCACGUGGUCCCUGAAGACCACAUCUUCGCCCGCUACGUGACCCACGGACCAGGCGGCCGCGCGCUCGACUUCCGCAGGGAUGCGCGCGGUAGCCGUGAGCAGAUGGACGAGCUAAAGUCCAUCCUCGCGUCCGUUUCGGCAGCCACGCCUGGUGGUGUAAUCUUCUUCUUCCCUUCGUUCGACUACCUCGGGGUCAUGGCCCCGCCCGCGGGGGUCAGGAUCGGCGGCAGGCCUGUCUUCGUAGAGAGCCGGGGCCACAGGUGUGCUGGUGCCAGCAGCGGCCCGCCAGAGGACACGUUGCAGGCGUUCUCGGCGGCUGUGCGGCGGGAGGGGAGUGCCGUGCUCCUGGCGGUGUGCGGCGCGAAGCUGAGCGAGGGCAUCGACUUCAGAGACGACCUCUGCAGACUCGUGGCUGUGGUCGGGCUGCCCUAUCCCAACGCGAGUGAUUUGGGUCUCUUGGAGAAGAUGAAGUUCUUGGACGGCUGCCGUGCGCGUGGCGCAGCGGGUCUGAGCGGCAAGGAGUUCUACGCCGCGCGGUGCAUGAAGAGCGUGAACCAGUGCGUUGGCCGCAGCAUACGUCACUCCAGAGACUGGGCCGCGGUUCUCCUCCUCGACCAUCGCUACGCGCACGCCCACAUUCACGGGGCGGUGUCCCAGUGGUUGCGCGAGCGAGGCUCCGCGGGUCGCUUUCAGGAGGUCGCCGGCGAGCUCUCCAAGUUCUUCGCCGAGCGCAAGCGAUCUUCUUCCGCAGCGUAA
Messenger RNA from Prorocentrum cordatum, 2418 nucleotides. The record is from the annotation of a GenBank genome assembly. Lineage: Eukaryota; Dinophyceae; Prorocentrales; Prorocentraceae.